Messenger RNA from Rubroshorea leprosula, 1274 nucleotides. Lineage: Eukaryota; Viridiplantae; Streptophyta; Magnoliopsida; Malvales; Dipterocarpaceae. The record is from the annotation of a GenBank genome assembly.
GCCGGCGCUCCCCUCCCUCUCUAUUGUGUCUGAUCUCCGGCGUUGCUCUCUACUUUCUACAAAUCUGCUCUCUACCUUUUACUGAUGUACUCUCGCCGAAGCUACUCUCUGCUUUAUGCUGAUAUGCUCUCAUCGAUUCAUCAAACCGAAGCUGAUCUUUACCUUCUGCUGAUCUGCUCUCACCGAAGCUGCUCUACUUUAUGCUGAUCUGCUUUCACGGAAGCUACUCUCUGCUAUGUUGUCUACUGAUCUGCUCUCACCGGAAGUCCGAAAUUGCUUUCUGCUGAUCUACUUUCUUUCACUUCAUCGACCUUGAUUUCUGCUGGUCUGCUCUCAUCGACACUAGUCUCUACUCUCACCGAUGCCAGUCACCAUCCGCAGAAAGCAGACCUUGGCCUGUUGCGUGCAUCCCUUCCAUGUGCCUCUUGUUCUGCAAUUGGCCUUCACUGCUUCUUCACACUUCACAACUUCUCCCACCUAGGUUGCAUAUUUUGUGUUAAUUAAACUUUUAACUUGUUUUAAUCUUUUUUACAAUAAUUAAUAAUUAAUAACAAUCAAUAGAUCAAUUGUUUCUCUCACAGCAAGAGAUAGAAGAAAUGCUUGAGAUAACAGUUAAUGGAAAGAAUAUAGACCCACCCACCUUACAUCCUCUACUUCUUGAUACAAAAACUACAGAGAACAUGAUACUACAAAACUCCAGCUUUUAUGUCACAAGGCCUAAUGCUUGCAACACAAAUAUUGCAUUUAUAUAUUGCACACCUCUUAGAGCUAGUCACACAAUAAUUAAUCCAAUGAAUAUAUUGAGUGGCACACAUGACAUUGAAGAAGUUCAAGGUGGUGAAGGAGAAUCAUUACAUGUUGAAGGUGCAAGUGAAGGAAUUGAUUUGGAGUCUAUCGGUGAAAAAAACGAUGAAAGUUAUGAUGUUGAAAAUGAUUUUUGUGAAUGUGAUGCAUGGUUCAAUGAAGAUCCUCCUAAUUUAAGGAGAAAUGAAUGAACAAGUCCUUUAUUAAUUCAUUUUAUUUGUAUUUGAAAUUUCAUGAAUUGUUAUCUAUUUGGGUUUAAGCCUUUUUAAGACUUAUUGUCUAUCUUUUUCUAUUUGUUUUUGUAGUUGAAACUUGUAUUACUUGCUUAUUUACUUGGUUUUUUUCAUAUAUAUUUUGUUUUGAGAAUUAGAAUUGAGAUGAUUUGAUGAGUUUUCAAGGUAAAAUGUAAUAUAUUUAUGUUAAAAAGUUGUUAAAAAUGAUCAAGGUAGCAAGAAAUAAUGUUGAAAUUG